CACCUGUCAUACAAACACGGAUCCGAUCCGUUAACCGCGGGCGCUCCUGCGCGGCUUCUCCAAUCGCGCCGCCCUCACCGCCAAGUCCUCGUCGUCGCCGCCUCCUCAUCGUCCUCCUUCCCGCUCCAGUUCCCCUACGCACGGAACGCAAUUAGCCAUUACCCAACGAAUCAUCGCGCAUGCUUCGAGGCGGCGACGAGGCCUAAACCGCUCCCAUUGCGGAGCGCCAGCCCUAACCCUAGCUCGCCAUGGACGACGCCGCGCACCGCAAGCUCUGCGGCUACCUUCGCGCCGUCCUCUCCCUCCCCUCUUGGGACGCAACAGGAGCCGCUUCCAUCCCCCCGCUCUCCGCAUGCUCCCUCACCGCCUGCGGCGCCGUGCCCCUCGCGCCGCUCCCCGACGACGGGCCCCAACCGCGGUCCAAGUGGAGGGCGUCCGUCGGCGGCGGGAGCGUCGUGCGCCUGCUGAGGACGCUCGUGGCGAACCGGUGCGUGGAGGUGGAGGGCAGGGUGCUGAGAAUUGUGACGAGGAGCGUGGGGGAAGGGGACGAUGCGGUGGUGGAGACGAGGGCGGUGGUGCUGCUCGACGUGUACCUGCCCGUCGCCGCCUGGUCCGGGUGGCAGUUCCCGCGCUCCCGCACCGCAGCCGCCGCGGUCUUCAAGCAUGUCAGUUGCAACUGGGAUGCUAGGAAUGCUUUCCUUGCUUUCGACUGGAAUUCUCAUGACAGUCCACACAGUGAGGACCAGUGUAUUUGGAGCUGCACUGAUUGUCACGUCCUUGGUUGCGAGGACCAUCAGGUAUCAUCUAUAUCAAAUAACGAGAAGGCAUUUGAUCUGCACGAAAUCUUCCAAGCCCUCCCUAGUGUUAGGAUGGAGAAGAGCAUGCAGAUAGCAAGAAUAACACCAGAUGCUGCAGCACUGGAAUUGGGUAUUUGGUCUGUCCCUGAUGAUGUAUUGAAUAAGAUACUGAUUCGACUUAAGCCUAGGGAUUUGAUAAGAGUAGCAGUGACUUGUCAUCAUCUAAGGACUCUUGCUGCCUCUAUUAUGCCUUGCAUGAAGCUUAAGCUUUUUCCCCAUCAAGAGGCUGCUGUCGAAUGGAUGUUAAAGCGAGAGCAGAACUCACAGGUCCUAGCACAUCCUCUUUACAAGGAUUUCUGCACUGAAGAUGGUUUCCCUUUCUACAUAAAUGUUACCUCAGGUGAAAUAUUUACCGGAAAUGCUCCAACCGUAAAUGAUUUCUGUGGAGGUAUGUUUUGUGAUGAACCUGGGUUAGGGAAGACGGUAACCGCACUCUCUCUUAUUCUGAAAACGCAUGGAACACUGGCGUACCCUCCACAAGGGGUGGAUGUGAGAUGGUGCAUGCAUAAGCCAGGUAAAAAAUAUGGAUACUAUGAGCUAAGUGGGAGCUGCUCUUCUAAUAGAAACAGCCCUUCAUCUGGGUCAAAAAAGCUUUUGGGGAAGGAUGUGAUAAGAGAAGAUCCAUAUUCAAGUGGGCUACAUAGUGGUGAUUCUGUGUGCAGUACCAGAUCUUCAAGAAAGAGAGGCAGGUUAGUGAGCCCUGAUCCAACUGCAGUCAUGUUGCAUGCUGCGAGUGAGAAGUCUUCAGCUUCAUCACACAGCGAAGUGUGUCCAAUGUCAGCUACUCAUGUACUGAAGUUCACUAAAAACUCGAGACAAGUUAGGAAAAACCUCAUGGAUGCAUACAGCGACGAAUCAGUUGGCAAUAAAAGGAAGAGAGGCACCACCUCUGAGUUAAGUGAGACCUGGGUUCAGUGUGAUGCUUGCAGAAAGUGGCGGAGGUUAGCAGAUGGAACUGUUCUUGAUUUUACCACAGCAUGGUUUUGCACUAUGAACACUGACCCUGCACGACAGAAAUGCACCGCUCCAGAGGAAUCCUGGGAUUUGAAGACAAAAAUAACCUAUUUGCCAGGAUUUUACAAGAAAAGUACAUUGCCCGGAAAUGAGGAAAACGUGUCAUUUUUCACAAGCAUAUUGAAAGAUAAUGUUGCUAUGAUCAAUUCAGAAACCAAGAAGGCUUUGUUAUGGUUGGCAAAACUGUCUCCCACUAAACAUCUCGAAAUGGAAUCUAUUGGUUUGACUCGCCCGGUUCUAGAUACGUGUGCAACCAUAGGCAAGGGUCUUCGUCCAUAUUACAAGAUUUUUCAAGCAUUUGGCCUUGUGAGAAAGAUUGAGAAAGGUGUGACUCGAUGGUACUAUCCCUCUAUGCUUGAUGAUUUGGCUUUUGAUUCGACAGCACUUGGUUUUGCUCUUGAAAAACCGCUGGAUUUAGUAAGGUUUUAUUUAUCUAGGGCCACCUUGAUAGUGGUACCUGCUAACUUAAUUGAUCACUGGACAGCGCAGAUACAGCGGCAUGUGUCCUCGGACACCCUUAAUGUUUUUGUGUGGGGAGAUUACAAGAAGCCGUCUGCUCACAACCUUGCUUGGGACUAUGACAUCGUCAUAACCACCUUCAGCAGAUUAAGUGCAGAAUGGGGUCCACGGAAGAGAAGUGCAUUAAAGCAAAUCCACUGGUUCAGGGUUAUAUUGGAUGAAGGGCACACAUUAGGUUCCAGCCUCGCUGUGACAAACAAAUUACAGAUGGCUGUCUCUUUGGUUGCAUCAAAUAGGUGGAUAUUAACUGGUACACCUACACCAAAUACACCAACUAGUCAGGUUGCUCAUCUUCACCCCAUGCUUAAGUUUCUUCAUGAUGAAGUUUAUGGUCAAAACUACCAGUCAUGGGACUCUGGAAUCCAUAGGCCUUUUGAUGCACAAAUGGAAGAGGGACGCGCUCGUCUUGUGCAGCUGCUUCAGAGGACAAUGAUUAGUGCAAGAAAAGCAGACCUGAAAAAUAUUCCUCCUUGCAUCAAAAAGAUAACUUUCCUAGACUUCAAUGAAGGACAUGCAAGAAGUUACAAUGAACUGGUCGCUACUAUUCGCCGAAAUAUACUGAUGGCUGAUUGGAACGACCCUUCUCAUGUGGAAUCCCUUCUCAACCUCAAGCAGUGGAAAUUCCGUGCUACUACUAUAAAGAAUGUCCGUUUAUCUUGCUGUGUUGCUGGGCAUAUCAAAGUAGCCGAAGCUGGUCAGGACAUACAGGAAACAAUGGAUUUACUGGUGCAGCAGGGUCUUGAUCCUUCUUCAGACGAAUAUCAAUUGAUAAGAUAUGCUCUUUUAAAUGGUGCCGAUUGUUUCAGGUGUAAAGAUUGGUGUCGUUUGCCUGUUAUCACACCCUGUCGACAUCUUUUGUGCCUUAAUUGUGUAGCUCUUGAUAGUGAGAAAUGCACAUUACCUGGUUGUGGCAAUCAUUAUGAGAUGCAGUCUCCUGAGACUCUUGCAAGGCCAGAAAAUCCAAACCCUAAAUGGCCAGUGCCCAAGAAUCUAAUUGAGUUGCAGCCUUCAUAUAAGCAGGAUGACUGGGAUCCAGAUUGGCAAUCAACAUCUAGCAGCAAAGUUGCUUAUUUGGUUGAGAAGCUGAGAAGUCUGCGAGAAACAGGCAUAAAUCAUGGAAACUCUACUUACAUAACCAAUGGUGCUGGUCAUGUUAGUGCACCAUCUUGUCAACCACAUACAAAGUUGGACAAAGUAAUAAUAUUUUCUCAGUUUCUGGAGCAUAUUCAUGUCAUUCAGCAGCAGCUGACUAUUGCUGGAAUAACAUAUGCGGGAAUGUACAGUCCCAUGCCUUUAGGGAAUAAGAGAAGUGCAUUAACGAAGUUUCAAGAUGAUCCAAUGUGCAUGGCUUUACUCAUGGAUGGAACUGCUGCGCUGGGCCUUGAUUUGAGUUUUGUGACACAUGUUUUUCUCAUGGAACCUAUAUGGGACAGGAGUAUGGAGGAACAAGUUAUUAGCCGGGCACAUCGAAUGGGUGCUACUCGUCCAAUACAUGUCGAAACUUUGGCUAUGCGUGGUACCAUCGAAGAGCAAAUGCUUAAACUUCUGCAGGAUUCCAAUGCUUGCAGGAAAAUGGUGAAUAAAGGAACAAGCAGCACUGACAAUGGAGGAGGCCGGCCUCAUCGUAGUCUCCAUGAUUUUGCUGAAAGCAGCUAUCUGGCGCAACUCAACUUUGUUUAGAUAGGGUCGUUCAGCACCUUGUAUUGAUGCUAACACGUACUGUUGAUUUUUUUUCUAUUCCUUUUGAAAUGUAGCGGUCCUUAAAAUCAUUCUUUUGCAGUAGAAAUAGAAAUUACUCAGAAAUGUAAUUCAUCUUAAUUCCAAAAAAAUGUUGCCCGGAGUC
This is a messenger RNA of Phragmites australis (common reed), 4233 nucleotides long. RefSeq names its product F-box protein At3g54460-like. Lineage: Eukaryota; Viridiplantae; Streptophyta; Magnoliopsida; Poales; Poaceae. The transcript has 8 exons. Bases 249 to 4070 code for a protein of 1273 amino acids. The record is from RefSeq and is a predicted model, not a curated record. Gene Ontology annotation, molecular function: ATP binding; zinc ion binding; protein binding.